AUGGCUGUUUUGGAAUCAGUUCAUCCUUGGGCCCUAGACAAUAAUAGCCUCAAAAAUGCAGCAGCGAAUGUGUUGAGAGAAACUUGGCUCAUCUACAAGCAUACGAGACUGGCGAAACGAGUAAACCCUGGUCGAGUUCGAACGCAUCAGAGGAAAUUCCUAUUGGCAAUCUAUGCAUUAAGAAAAGUAAAAAUGGAUCAAAGAAAACUUAUGGACAAUGCAAAUACUAUAACAGAUAUGGCAAAGACACAACAUAACGUUUAUGAAAUCGUAUCUGAAAUGUCAAGCAGACAAAAAGCUGUGGAAGAGCGGUUAACGAACCUCGAAGAUAAGAUCCAAACACUUCAGGUAAAAAGUGUUGUGAAAUUCGUUGAGUUUCGAAAGUAAAAUUAUUCAUUAAAGACAGCUGU
Messenger RNA from Contarinia nasturtii (swede midge), 410 nucleotides. RefSeq names its product small conductance calcium-activated potassium channel protein-like. The transcript has 5 exons. Gene Ontology annotation, biological process: potassium ion transmembrane transport. Gene Ontology annotation, cellular component: neuronal cell body; neuron projection; plasma membrane. The record is from RefSeq and is a predicted model, not a curated record. Gene Ontology annotation, molecular function: small conductance calcium-activated potassium channel activity; calmodulin binding. The coding region runs from base 1 to 387 and encodes 128 amino acids. NCBI's taxonomy places the organism in Eukaryota, Metazoa, Arthropoda, Insecta, Diptera, Cecidomyiidae.